AUGCCGUUAGCGGAGAAGUGCCUCGAGCUGUCGGUCGAGCUGCUGUUGGACGCUAACCCGCACCAUCGCCAUCACGGAACCUGGUUCAUGGCCAGAGCGGCAAUGACCCGUGCUCUCCUGGUCUUGGCUGUGGUCAAGAGCGGUAGGUUCCCCCGACUGCCUGAGCGAUGGAAACAGGCGGUCGACACGGCUACAUGGGCUUUGCAGCGGUGGCAUGGCGAAGCUCCGGAUCUGCGUAGGGCUGCAUCCGUGCUUGAGAAUGUCGUCGGCCAAGUUAUCGGACCCGGAGGAUGA
This is a messenger RNA of Colletotrichum spaethianum, 294 nucleotides long. RefSeq lists its product as uncharacterized. NCBI's taxonomy places the organism in Eukaryota, Fungi, Ascomycota, Sordariomycetes, Glomerellales, Glomerellaceae. The transcript has a single exon. The coding region runs from base 1 to 294 and encodes 97 amino acids. The record is from RefSeq and is a predicted model, not a curated record.